Sparassis crispa is the source of this 939-nucleotide messenger RNA. Its product is annotated as Rhizopuspepsin-4. NCBI's taxonomy places the organism in Eukaryota, Fungi, Basidiomycota, Agaricomycetes, Polyporales, Sparassidaceae. The transcript has 8 exons. Gene Ontology annotation, molecular function: aspartic-type endopeptidase activity. Bases 1 to 939 code for a protein of 312 amino acids. Gene Ontology annotation, biological process: proteolysis. The record is from RefSeq and is a predicted model, not a curated record.
AUGUUAUCUGUCUGUACUCUAGGAUUAUUAGCACUGGCUGCAACUGUCUCCGCGGCGCCAGCGCCCAUUGCGGCUGUACCGAGCAAAAUCUCCUUAAUGUCGUGCAAGGCAUCCAAGCGUGACAUUGACGCUAUGCAAAGAAGAUCGUUGUCAUCAGCUGGUGUUCCCCUCGAGGAUUAUUACUCUGGCACAGACCUCCAGUGGUAUGGAAAUAUCUCAGUCAGAACACCCCCCCAGACCCUUACCGUUGUGUUUGACACCGGGAGUGAGACGCUUGAGUUUGCGAGUACUCAGUGCAGCACAUGCAGCAACCAAGUACGAUUCGACCCGUCCCAAAGCUCGAUAUACGUUGACGAGGGCCAAACCUCGACCAUCGAUUUCGCGACCGGCAUCGGUGUCAACCCGGUCGAAAGCCAAGAUGAAUACGAGCUUACGCUUUUAUCUGGCAGAGAUACUGUCACUGUAGAGGGGCUUACGGCGACAGAUGUGGAACUGUAUACUAUCACAAAGCAAUCGGCUGCUUUUGAUAUCGACCCAUUCAGCGGCAUUCAAGGCAUGUCUUCCCAGGCAGGAGGUUUCUUCUCCGGGUUGGUUCAGCAAGGCCUGCCAUCCUUGUUCGGCAUGUACCUCACACCCGAAGCAGUUGGCAAUGCGAAGCUGACGAUUGGUGGAUAUGACAACACAAAAUUCCAAGGCGACUUGACAUACGCCAGCUUAUCCGGGGGUAGCGGUGGAACUUGGUUAAUUACUUCCAAUCAGAUCACCGUGAACGGUCAGACGUCCUCGCAACUGUUGAAUGAGCAACUUGUCAUCUUCGACAGUGGAACCAGCAGUGUCGUGCUCGACAAAGAAACCACUGAAGCCAUAUAUGCUAUGAUUUCUCCUGACAUCAAAGCCAACAGCGAGGAGUUAUGGAAUCACUUGCAGCAAGAUCGAUAG